CAGUACCCGGCCGUCAUUCGAUCAACAAGAUUCAGAUAAAUCUUACGUUUCCUAUUGACUGUGCACGUAGUAAAGCAAAAAAUGCUGUUUCACGUAAAUGAUAAAGUGGACCUGUGGUGCAAAAACAGUAGUGAGCUCGAGUACGCGGAAUAAAGACUGAACUUGAAUUGAAAAAAAAAGAAGUUCAAUGAGAAAGAAGAGGUAGAAAGAAAAUUACCUCGAACUCGUUAAAAGUAAAACUUAAGAGCUGCUUCCAGGGAACUGCGAGGAGUAUAUAAAACGAUUAGGAAAAAAGUCUGAUGGUAAUUGUUAUUGGUUGCGGGAGGGGAGGGGGGUGCCGCUGACAGAGAAGCUUCAGGGGAUGCCAAGGUCAGAGGAAGAUGCCGUCGGGAGCAGCUUGGGGGUCGAGGCUGUUCCUUGUCUUAACGAUGACCACGAUCGUCAUAGCGAAUUAUCAUCGUCAACGCGAUAACUCCAUAUAUCGAGAACAUUAUAGUGAUAACGUGAGAAUGCAAAAUACAGCCCGGGCGCAGGUUUCAGAAGAAAAUGGGGUUCAGCUGCCUCCGAUGAAGUUGCCCCAUCUGAGGCAUCAUCACGUGACGCACUGGGGUCCGUAUUUCGAGAAUGCCGAAGGAGAAGGAAUCAGCGAGUCGCAAACUGUUGCACUGCAUUUAGGUACGAGCGCACUAUUGGACUGCCGGGUAGCGAUGCUGGCCGAUAAAAUGGUUAUGUGGAUGCGUCGUAGUACAGAUGGCGUGUCCCUUCUUACUGUUGGUAAAAAUACCUACAGCUCGGAUCCACGUUACAGUCUGAACUUCCAGUAUCCAAAUAAUUGGAGGUUGGCGAUAUCUUCGGUACAAAAGGAAGAUCACGGGCAGUACGUGUGUCAAGUGAGCACGCAUCCGCCAAGAAUGUUGAACACUGAAGUCACGGUUUUAGCACCGGAUAUUAAAAUCCUCGAUGAGGCUAGUCACGAGGUGCGGGAUCGUUAUUAUAAAACCGGAAGUGGUAUAGAGCUUUCCUGUAUCGUGCGACCGUCUCAGCCUGGUUCAAUCGUGCCACAUCCGACGUGGAAGAAAAAUGGUGAGAUGUUACCGGAUCACGUCAGCGUUUAUCGUAUAAACGGAUCGAACGAAGAAUUAGUGACGAGAUUUAAAAUCGAACGAGCGGAAAAGACUGACAGCGGCGUUUACACGUGCUCUCUUGGACAAUUCAGUACCACGAUGGUGCAGCUUCACGUGCUCAAUGGUGAAAAGCAAGCGGCAGUUCAUCACGAUCAGUGGAACGCCGCGAGAACAAAUUACCACGAAAGUCGCAACACAUUAUUCACAAUAUUAACCGCCUUCCUCUUUCUGCAAGCCUCGAGCACCUACUCGUUGUAAAGUACACUUUAAGAAAAACAACGCGUAUGUUAAACAUCAUACACGUGGGUGUUUUUCCAUGCCACUGCGCUUUCGACGUUGAUCCGUCGAAAUACUCGAGAGCCAAGCAAUUCCUUUGGAUUAAACAUUAAUAUCUGAUCGAUGUGUAUAUUAACUGAUAUGGCAGUACUACCCGUGGGUAUUACUGACAGUGACGUUUACGUAAUUGUCGUACGAUUGUGAUUGAAUAUAGGAUACGUGAGGAUACCUGUAAAUAUAAUAAAAAUUAUAAUAUAAGGAUAUGUCGAAGAUCACUUAAUAAUUGCGGACGUCUCAGUGACAAGUCGUAAAAUCUGAAUUUUGUGUAAUAUAUUCUAUUGGAAAUAGUAUCGAACAAACUCAAUGGAUUAUUAUCGACAUAUACAUAAUUAGUACAAUAAAAGCAGAUGAUAACAGUGA
This is a messenger RNA of Cephus cinctus (wheat stem sawfly), 1820 nucleotides long. Its product is annotated as zwei Ig domain protein zig-8. Lineage: Eukaryota; Metazoa; Arthropoda; Insecta; Hymenoptera; Cephidae. Gene Ontology annotation, biological process: synapse organization. The transcript has 9 exons. The coding region runs from base 381 to 1382 and encodes 333 amino acids. Gene Ontology annotation, cellular component: neuron projection membrane. The record is from RefSeq and is a predicted model, not a curated record.